GGAAUAAGGAGCUUACUGUUCAGAUUUGGUGCAUAAUCUGUGUGCACAAACUGUAUUCGUGACAUGUAAAUGGGGACUCACCGUUACAUACAUAAAUGCAGUUCUUGAAUACUGAAUUAUGCUGCCCCACGUGUUGAGUAAACACGCUUUCUCCUUGAUUCCAGGCGCUAUCCUGUAUCGUCGGAGACUGCCCAUUAUACAGUUGCUAACGUGAUACAAUGUCGGUUGUGUUUUGCUUAUGUCCAGCACACGUGGAACUGCGGCCUACCAUCGAAGAGAAACUGUGUCUUCGCCUGUGCUCCCUUCGUGUGGUUGGCAAACCCGUUUGGACAAGGUCGUCCACACACAAACACGCACAUACACAUACACACACCAUGACGCUAAAGGAACAAUAGACAUAGAGGCUAGUACAGCAUUUCAGUAUGGUCCCAAAUGAAUCCACGAUUCAGGUUGUGGUAGAUAUAUGGUGUAUGGUCGCAAUACUAACCGCACUUCACUAAUGUCAGCCAGAAUGACACAGUAGAUUAGCGUUGACACAACCUUAGUUCUUUCAUUUUAGCUGCUACAGUGUACCAUGGGCAUCUAGCCUGGCCGGAUACAGGUAUCCACUAAUAUUUAAUCAGUUGCGCGGUUUUUGUAUUGGGUGUUCAUUCUAAACGAAUAGCCCCUCGCAGGAUGACCCGUCUAACAGUCCUGCAGAUGGACUAGUCACAGGUGGAGAGUCUUCCGGGUACGUCACGUUGACGUAUUUUUUGUUAGGAUGCACAAGUAAAAUACCGGGGUUCGAUUCCCCGUCGAGGCACAUUAUUGUGCGUGAAGUUUAAUCGUGACUUCUACUUUCUACAAUCUUUACCCUACUCACAAACAUCCAAAUUUAAUCUACUAUCGCCCAUUGGACAUUCGAAGGACAGAUACUUCAGCCCAUUGGGAAGUGACGGGUGAGUGAGCCAAUCUGCAACACCAGGACAGGCACUGUGAGCCCAUUGGCAAUACGUCGCGCACCAAGCAGAGGUCAUGUGUUAAAAUUUGCACACCUAAUCGUCAGCCCUCGGUAGCUCAGUGGUAGAGCAGCGGACCGGAAAUUCGUGGACCGGGGUUCGAUUCCCCGUCGAGGCACAUUAUUGUGCGUGAAUUUUAAUCGUGACUUCUACUUUCUACAAAAUACUUUCUACUUUGACUUUCAGGUCUUCAAGGAAAACGUUGACCCAGCCGAAUUAUCGGGCACAAACAACAACAACAUGACACAAACGUUGUCUUUGCUCAACAACUCCACGCAGCAGGCGGCCAUCGCUCUUGAUGGGAACAGUCCAAUCGAGACGCAAAAGUCAAUGAAUGCAUGUCCCGAAGCCGUAACUGAUGGGGACAAAGGGGCAGACACGACCUACUCGCCUCUUCAAUCCUUACAAGAUGGGACAAACGGUGACCAACAGGUUGAGGUGGGAAGUUACAACAUUAGAGACAUGUCGCACGCUCCCGGAGCACACACAAUUGAUGCGACCCCAGAGAACGGAAUAUCCAGCUUCAGUGGUUCGGUACUCUCUGUACCUUUAGUACAGUCACAUGCUUCGACGUUUGGACCCGCUACGACCACGGCCACUAGGGUUACACAGGAAAUGGGGUUACGCGAAGCGGUCGUUGCCAACUACACUAAGAUGGAAGAAGGACCGAACUACGCACUGGCUCCGGUUAAUGGCAGACCCAACGGCGUGAUUAAUGAGAUUGAAAUAUAUUGCGGUUCUUGCAAAAGAAUACUCGAACGCAGGGGCAAUGAAAGUUACUGUACACUAUUGAAGGAUCAUUAUUUGGAAUGCUUCCUGGACAAAGAGGGAGAUCACGUGAAGUAUGUGAAAACAAAAGCCGCGCUGGAACCUGGUCAGAUGUACUGGUGCAAAUCCUGUAUUUUGAUAUUCGAAAAACCAUGGUCGCUCUUCCAACACAUGGCGGACAAAGCCAAGGGAAGUAAGGUGCAACGAUGGGAGAAGAAGAUCCAUCUGGAUUGGAUGGAUAGUGUUGCUGGACUUAUGGCAGGCUAUGACCUGGGUCUCUUCAGUCCUGCCAAGUUACGCGUUGACUUGCGUAAUCUACUGGCAGACCAACACACAAUGGAGGAGGAGAUGGAGGCAGCAGCGGUGACAGCGGCAGCUAUGAUGCAGUGGCUCACACCACUGAGCAGUCCUUGGCGUAUACAGCAAAGAGAAAUGAUGCGGAAGAUUGAACAACUCAAUCGUCAAAUGUUAAGAAAGGCCAACAUGGGCUUGGCAGGCCCUGGAGCGGGAUACGGUAUGAGAGCUGCGCUUACUGGAGCGCAAGUCCCCACGAAUUCAUCAUCGUCGACAAAUUAUAUCAAUCCCAACCGCGCAGCAUCUGGUUCAGUGCAGACCACACAAGCACCCCCCCGCGUACAGGAACCAGUAGCCAGUGAAAUAGUGUCGGAGGGAAGUAUGCAACAGUCGUCUUCAAAAUAUAAUGUAAUUUCCAAACCUGAUGCGAAUGGAGUUGCACAAAGUGUUUCCGAAGCAGGUUUCAGGGACCACAUCAACGCCGAUGACACAGUAUGUCAGUCACCUGUCGGGCCGUUGGGAGAUGGAAACAAUACUGCCGCAGUAGCACCUGAGGAACCAAGGCCACAGCAUGAAAUACUUGACUCUACUGGGGCAGCUGGUGACACACAAGGAGCCGGAGUGGGAACAGUUCAAACAAAGCCAAUGUGUGAUUCGGUUGAGGAGUCGGAGGAGCAUGACUCAGUGACGACCGUAGUAGAUACAAAUAACACCAAUAGUUCACGUUCUAGGGGAAACAGCACUUCAGCUAGGGGUGACGACGGAUGUGGUCGCAGGGUGGAAUUCAAGCGCGGGUUUAACAGUGCGCCUGCCUACGGUCAUGGAGGAGGCAAAGCUUAUAACUCUGUCGGACCGGGCUCGAAGAGUUACAAUGAUUCGUACAGAUAUCAAGUGCAUUCUCGCGGUUCACGUACACCAGGCUACGGGCCUACUUCGACGUCAUUUGGUGCGGGCCCUGGUCCAUACGGAACGCACAGGGCUAAUUUGCACCGUAUCAAUCGAAUGGGCAACGGGCCGCUUGUGCCGCCAAGCCGAGGAGCGAAUACUUUCAACCCACCGAGUUUUCAUGCCAGCUUGGAUUUCAACUGUGGGUUCACAGAUGAUGAAGUGGAAGAAUUGCUCUCUCAAGGAAUUCGACCGUGGGAUAGUGAGGCCGCGGCUGCGUUGGCAGUACUUCGAGGAGAAUGGGAUCAUCUGUUGGAUUAACCUGAGGAAAGUGCGUACAGUGCACCCUUGCUACUCGUUUGCUUAGUUCCUCUUGUAUGUUUUUCAAAGUUUUUUCCUAGUUGAGUGGCCGUAUCCAUUCAACUUGUUUCCUUGUGUGUGUACAUGUGUGCCAAUGUUUGGACAAAUCCUUUUGUCAUCGCAUGGCCAUUACUGAGUUUAAGGUGUCUGCGCCGUACAGCGUUGCACUCCUCCCUCGACCUCGCCUUGUUGUUCUAAAGUUACCCAUCAUUCAUUGUUUGCAAAUGUUUAGAAAGUGGUAAACCAGCUGAGUGGAAUUAGAAGACGACGGUGAACACUUCCAUUCACUCGAUAUUCAUGAAAGAAUUAGCUCUGUCGUUUAGAGAGAGAAAACAGCUUGUCGACCGUUCGUAUAUCAUUUUUGACCAAAUUGCCUACCAGACGAUUUUCGUCACACAUAGGCCCGAAAGCCGCGGGAAGACACAACAACAUCCUCUUCUAUAGACACAUAACAAGGGCACAUAUCGUGGCCAUCAUCAUUGCCAUCUUGGAGUGGAUGCAUCAUGAAUAGACAGUCUGUGCCCCUAUGAUGUCUUUGGUGAGAAUUAAAACUGUCUUCCCAAGAGCUAACAUCGCUUGGUCGUCCCACACCUGUCCUGCUUCUGGUUUAGGAUAGCAGAUUAAUGUGAGUCUGAGCGAAGGACGACUGCAGCGGCAAUUUGUCCUUCUUCCGGAUUGUGUCUGAUCGUACUACAACUGGGCCUCAAGAGUAUAACACCGCGGAAAGAAAUGUGGAAAACGGAACUCAUAGAACAUUUUUGUGCCGGUGCGAAGAUAUCACAAAUCCUAACAACACAUUACAGGCUUGAACACCGAGGGAUUGCUUCCCGUCAUUUCACUGGUUCCGUCGCGUAAAGCAUCAUCACCUGUAUAUGUCCUGACUUUUAGCAGGUUCCUUUAAUCCGACUUCAGACGUCUCCCACCCGUGUCACUGACUGACACGGAAGACAGUCCAUGCCAACUUGAAGCCAAAAUUGUCAAAGACCACAUCUGCGUUUCUCGCUCUAUUAUUGACCCAAAGUGGUGCAUUGAUUACAGCAGCCAUCAUUUGAUCAGUACCGUGACUUGCUCACGCCUGUGUGACGCUCAUUCGCCCGUAUUGCCUCCUCCGUGUCACUUCCUUCUGUCUUACAAUCACCCACGCUAUUUCGUCCGUCCUGUGUGUGAUUGGUUUUUGCCCAUGCGUCCAGGCAACCUAUAGAAUCAACCGGUUUACUUUCUAACCACAUUUAAUGAUUAAAAGUGUCGUUAUUAUUCUGUUCGGCGCAGCAAAUAAAGUAAAAGCCAUGUUCGCUCGAAAAUGCG
Dicrocoelium dendriticum is the source of this 4610-nucleotide messenger RNA. The record is from the annotation of a GenBank genome assembly. NCBI's taxonomy places the organism in Eukaryota, Metazoa, Platyhelminthes, Trematoda, Plagiorchiida, Dicrocoeliidae.